UUCGAAUCUCACCGGCUCAAGGUUGACUCAGCCUUCCAUCCUUCCGGGGUGAGCGUAGUGAGCGCCUUUGCUCAGACCCUGCGCAGGUACACCUCUCUCAACCACCUGGCCCAGGCCGCGCGGGCCGUCCUCCAGAACACCUCCCAGAUCAACCAGAUGCUCAGCGACCUGAACCGGGUGGAUUUUGCCAACGUCCAGGAGCAAGCCUCCUGGGUCUGCCAGUGCGAAGAGGGCCUGGUGCAGAAACUGGAGCAGGAUUUCAAGGUGACGCUGCAGCAGCAAAGCUCCCUGGACCAGUGGGCCAGAUGGCUGGACGAGGUGGUCACCCAGGUGCUGAAGCCGCACGAGGGCGCGCCCAGCUUCCCCCGGGCGGCCCGGCAGUUUCUGCUGAAGUGGUCCUUCUACAGUUCCAUGGUGAUCCGCGACCUCACCUUGCGCAGCGCCGCCAGUUUUGGCUCCUUCCACCUGAUCCGUCUCCUCUACGAUGAGUACAUGUUCUACCUGGUGGAGCACCGGGUGGCCGAAGCCACGGGGGAGACGCCCAUCGCCGUGAUGGGAGAGUUCAGCGACCUGGCCUCCCUGUCUCCGGCUAUGCUCGAGAAAGACACUUUCGGCGCCCUAGGGCACGAGGCCGGAGCUUGCAAGCCCCAGGUGAAGCGCGAGCACAGCGACCCCGGCCCGUCCUUGCAGGAGAUCUAGCCUCCGGCCGAUGGGCAGGUCCUGUGCCCCUCAACCCCGACUCUGCCGAGAAUGCCAAGGCUUUCCGAGUGAUGCCCUGUGAGGACUCCCGGUCCUUACAGAUGACGUUGUGCCUCUUGAUUCCGUCUCGUGUUUACGGGUCUUCGCCAAAGACGGGCCGGUGUCCAGCAAAGACAGAGAAGGUCCUCGGCAGUCGGCCCGGUCCUUCUCUUUGCAAGGGCCCCCGGCCAGCUCUCCUUCACCCACCCCCAACCCCCGUCCUCCCUCCUGCUCUUUCUCUCUGCCUUAACUGACUCCACUCACCGAGGGGAAAACCUGCCGAGGUGCCACUGUGAUCCAAGUCUAUACGUGUCAAUUUUGCGCCUCGUGAGAGAAAGGGGGGUUCGUCCGGCGUCCUCGCCGACUCUUGCUAAAUAAAUUGACACUGUGGCCAAUCGUGA
Messenger RNA from Crotalus tigris (Tiger rattlesnake), 1139 nucleotides. RefSeq names its product DNA-binding protein RFX2-like. NCBI's taxonomy places the organism in Eukaryota, Metazoa, Chordata, Lepidosauria, Squamata, Viperidae. The annotation marks the transcript as partial. Gene Ontology annotation, molecular function: RNA polymerase II cis-regulatory region sequence-specific DNA binding; DNA-binding transcription factor activity, RNA polymerase II-specific. The record is from RefSeq and is a predicted model, not a curated record. The transcript has 6 exons. Gene Ontology annotation, biological process: regulation of transcription by RNA polymerase II.